Messenger RNA from Harpia harpyja (harpy eagle), 865 nucleotides. RefSeq names its product troponin C2, fast skeletal type (gene TNNC2). The transcript has 6 exons. Bases 152 to 643 code for a protein of 163 amino acids. The record is from RefSeq and is a predicted model, not a curated record. Gene Ontology annotation, molecular function: calcium ion binding. Gene Ontology annotation, cellular component: myosin II complex. Lineage: Eukaryota; Metazoa; Chordata; Aves; Accipitriformes; Accipitridae.
AUAGGCUGCCGGGGCCGGGGGGGGGGCCAGCAGCUGGGGGCACGCUGCACGGCGGGGGACCCUACAAAUUGGGGCGCCAGGGGCACCAGCGAGCUUCUGGGGUCUUCUGCUGCAGGAGGUGGUGACUCCCUGGGGGAGGGAAGCAGCAGAAAUGCCUUCAAUGACAGACCAGCAGGCGGAAGCCCGUGCCUUCCUCAGCGAGGAGAUGAUCGCGGAAUUCAAGGCCGCCUUCGACAUGUUUGAUGCGGAUGGUGGUGGGGACAUCAGCACCAAGGAGCUGGGGACAGUGAUGAGGAUGUUGGGGCAGAACCCCACCAAGGAGGAGCUGGACGCCAUCAUAGAGGAGGUGGACGAGGACGGCAGCGGCACCAUCGACUUCGAGGAGUUCCUGGUGAUGAUGGUGCGCCAGAUGAAGGAGGACGCCAAGGGCAAGUCUGAGGAGGAGUUGGCCAACUGCUUCCGCGUCUUCGACCGGAACGCGGACGGGUUCAUCGACAUAGAGGAGCUGGGUGAGAUCCUGAGGGCCACGGGGGAGCACGUCACCGAGGAGGACAUAGAGGAUCUGAUGAAGGACUCAGACAAGAACAACGAUGGCCGCAUCGACUUCGAUGAGUUCCUGAAGAUGAUGGAGGGUGUGCAGUAAGGGACCAGACAUUCCUCGGGCCGGCCGCUGCACCCAGCCUUCCUCCACCACCAUCCGGGGAGCAGCAGCUCCGCAGCACCUGGCCCCCGGCCGCCCACACUGGCUGGGACCCUGCCCUGCGCCAGGGCUCCAGUCUUGCCCCCGCUGCUGGCGGCCGAGCUUUUCCUCCAGCCUGUCGCAUGCAGUUUCAGUCUGAGCCUCAAUAAAAGGGGAAAGGCUUGA